UUAAAUUUAGCCAGUCGAAAUCGUGAUGUCAAAGAAGCCGUACCGUGGCCGGCCCGAUGUUUACAUUCGCGAGAACGAUGUUUUUUCCUCGUAAAGUUUACAACGAGUUAUUUUUAUGAGGGACGGUUCAGAAAUGCUCUUCGAUUUUCUCGUGGGUUAAGAAUUUAAGUGAGUUGUGCUGCGGUCUGGCGGUGCGUGCGCGCGGUUUCCGAACGCCUUUUAAACGCAACCUCCAAAGUUUUCUCUGACAUUUUCGUGCGAUUGUUUUGUUUGUGUGGUGGUGACUAGUUUCUCCAGUGUUUUUUUUAUUAUUUAUAUUUUCAUCAGCUGUUUCAUUUAUUUAUUGGAAUCGGUGUUUCUGUCUUCAGUGCGAGCUGGUCAUUAAACAUCAAGGUGGUGGUGUCGCUGCUCGCCAUGUCGGGCAUGUCGGGCGCCAGCAGCAUGCUGCGCACGCGCCGCAAGGAUGUCAACCUCAAGCCCAAUCGCAAGUUGGACCGCAAGUCGUCGCGGGGCAUGCUGUAUGAGAACGAGGAGCUCAGGCUGAGGACCAUCAACAUCAACGCGGAAGUCGAGCGAGGUCAGUCAGACAUCAAGAAGCUCAAGCGUGAGAACGAGCAGCUAAAACGCGAGAUCAGCGCGCUGCGCUACGAGUACGAGCGGCUGGACUGUCUGCUGCGCGACCGACCCGACCACGAUGACGACAGCUCGAGCGAGUGCCCGGAGUGCGCGGAUGCCGCGUCUGCCAGGAGCGGCGGCUUCACCGACCUCAGCGUCGUGCCUGAAGGGGACGAGGGGACCAGGAGCGGCGCGGAGUCCCCCUGCACUUGCGAAGACUGUCAUCCUCAAGAACCGAAGAGCCGCACGCGACCCGCCGACCAGCCACCAGCCAACAAUGGCGCCUCCGUGACGCAAACACAACCCAAAAGGACACCGCCUAAUACAGACAACAAUACCGGCGAACGCACCGUCGACGUAUUAGUCCACGAUGCCCCACAUACUCCCAGGUUCUUCGAAUCCGUCACCUCCGCCCCCCACCACACCCGCACCCCGCCCCCGCCUCCCGGAUUCAUCCUCUCCCCGUAUCAGACUCCAAGGUUCCACACUGGAGGUAAUGUCGAAGAUCUUCUAGGCGACGUCCAGGGUACUCCAGUACAAACUACCUUCAUCCAACAGAAUUCCGUCUUUAUGUGCAACACGAAAAGGGUCAUCCAGCAGCAGUGCUGCUGUCAGCAACAGAGCAGAGAAACACCAGUGAUACAGGUCAAUGGAACGGAGCAGAAGCCAAAAUGCUACGUCACGGAAAAGAAUAUCGAAUUGACGUAUGACUAUCCACGGUCAACACCAGUAAACACCCCUAGUCCUAAGUCUGAAGAGCACAACACAACUACAACAGAAGUAGCAAGCACAGUCGUCUUUGUCGAAAGACGAAUACCCGUGCGGCCGAGAAAGUUCGAUUUCUUCUUCAGAUCCCGAUCAGCGCCAGUCGGAGACAACGAGGAACCAAUCUACGCCACCGUCAACAAACUGCCAAAGAGGUUACGGAGGAUGGAACUGGCCAAUUUAGAGAAAGAGGUCGCAUACAAAUCUGGCGAGCAAGACUCUUCGACCCGCACAGAAGUCACUUUAAAAACCGAUUCAGAAUCCCAAGCGGCGCAUCCAGAUGACGAUACGAGUCCCUCAGAAAGGGAGAAGUCAGUUGUUCCACAAAGGCCAGAGUCCCCUAAAGCGAAGAAGCGGAAAAGGUUCUCCUUGACCUUCAAAAAGAGAGAGAGAAAAAGAAGGGAGAAGAAGAAAGAGGUGACGAAGAAUGGGGCUGUCAAGAAUGGGGGUCCGAUGCAUGCGGAGACAGACAGUGUGAGGCUGAUCGAUGUCCCAGAGACCCCUGCUGACAAGCACAAGCACUGCGCCAGACACAAGCCCAGGAAUACGUUGUCUUCAUCCAGCUCUGGCCCGCGGUAUAAGCGGGAUAGUUAUCAGGAGAUGACGACGUCCCACUCAGAGCACGAGCACAGCAGCAUCUGUUCCUCCAUCAACUCGCUGCAGUCCGCCUGCACUCACGCGAGGAAGCUGUCGGCGCCGCCCAACGACGGCUCCAUACCGUGGUGCGGGUGCUGGGGCGCCGGAUGCGUGUGAGCUGGUCAGAAGAUGCUAAA
Plutella xylostella (diamondback moth) is the source of this 2153-nucleotide messenger RNA. RefSeq lists its product as uncharacterized. The record is from RefSeq and is a predicted model, not a curated record. Lineage: Eukaryota; Metazoa; Arthropoda; Insecta; Lepidoptera; Plutellidae.